Molecule: messenger RNA, 1090 nt
Organism: Panicum hallii
Lineage: Eukaryota; Viridiplantae; Streptophyta; Magnoliopsida; Poales; Poaceae
Product: vesicle-associated membrane protein 711-like
Exons: 4
Coding region: 92-757 (221 amino acids)
Biological process (GO): vesicle-mediated transport
Cellular component (GO): membrane
Source: RefSeq, a predicted model, not a curated record
CUCCCCCUCCCCCUCCCCCUCCUUUACCCCGAGUCCACACGGCAGAGGAGGCCAGGCCAGCCACCCCGGGGGAGUGGCGGCGGGCGCGGGGAUGGCGAUCCUGUACGCGCUGGUGGCGCGCGGCACGGUGGUGCUGGCGGAGCACAGCGCCGCGGCCACCAACGCCGGCGCCGUCGCGCGCCAGGUCCUCGAGCGCCUCCCCGACGGCGGCGCCGACAGCCACGUCUCCUACACGCAGGACCGCUACGUCUUCCACGCCAAGCGCACCGACGGCAUCACCGCGCUCUGCAUGGCCGACGACGCUGCCGGGAGACGGAUACCCUUUGCAUUUCUGGAAGACAUUCAUGGAAGAUUUGUCAAGACAUAUGGCCGUGCUGCGCUGACAGCUCUUGCAUAUGCAAUGAAUGAUGAAUUCUCAAGGGUCCUUAGCCAACAAAUGGACUACUAUUCAAAUGACCCUAACGCAGAUAGAAUAAACCGCAUGAGAGGUGAAAUCAAUCAGGUUCGUAGUGUUAUGAUUGAUAACAUUGACAAGGUCCUAGAAAGAGGUGAUCGUUUGGAGCUGCUCGUUGACAAGACUGCAAAUAUGCAAGGAAAUACAGUUCGAUUCAAAAGACAAGCUCGGCGCUUCAGGAACACUGUUUGGUGGAGAAACGUCAAACUCACGGCUGCGUUGAUACUUCUCCUUCUGGUAAUCAUAUACGUCGUGCUUGUCUUUGUGUGCCAUGGUUUCACCUUACCAACUUGUAUACGGUAGGGUAUGGUGUGCCUGUUUGUGUGAUUAUGUCCCCUAUUCCUGGGGAGCUGCUAUCGCGGCACUGUUGCAAUUGGUUUUGGUGUAGAGGAAAGCUACAGUUUGUGGUGUAAUAGUGAUGGGGUCGAUUGUGAAAAACUCAAUUAAAGAUGCAAACUUCGCAUGAGACUGCGUCUCGCGGGGUUUUUGUUAUGGCGUAGUUCCUGUGCGCCUGGGUCGUGUUUUAUUUGCGCUUGGGGCUAUUCUUGUGUCUGUACAUGAAUUCAGUUACGACUAUAUUAUGGCUAUGCUAUCUAAUGUAAUAUGCUUGAGUUGGACGAUGACAAUUGACAUAAA